Molecule: messenger RNA, 5119 nt
Organism: Phyllopteryx taeniolatus (common seadragon)
Lineage: Eukaryota; Metazoa; Chordata; Actinopteri; Syngnathiformes; Syngnathidae
Exons: 9
Coding region: 347-2455 (702 amino acids)
Molecular function (GO): 2-oxoglutarate-dependent dioxygenase activity; methyltransferase activity
Source: RefSeq, a predicted model, not a curated record
CCCCAACAAUCCCCCGCCCGCCCUGCUCCACCCAUCAACAGCUGUGCGGGUCGACAUGUCCAAUCCUGUUACGCGGGCGCUGUAGUCAACGGUCUGACGACAAAUGAACGUCACGUGGACAACGUAACAAAAAAGGCCCCAAGGUUGUGUCCUCUCUCCACUGCUCUUCUCUCUCUACACGAACGACUGCACCUCAGCGCACCCGACUGUCAAACUCCUGAAGUUUGCAGACGACGCCACUGUCAUCGGCCUCAUUGAGGACGGUGACGAGUCUGCAUAUCGACAGGAAGCGGCGCUGCGGUGCGGCCGACGCAACCUAGAGCUGAACACGCUCGAGACUGUAGAGAUGAUCGUGGACUUCAGGAGGCAUCCUUCGACACAGCUGCCCCUCACGCUGUCCAGCUGCCUUGUGUCAACCGUCGAGAUCUUCAAGUUCCUGGGAAUUACAGUCUCUCAGGACCUGAAGUGGGCGAUCAACAUCAAGUCCGUCCUCAAAAAGGCCCAGCAGAGGAUGUACUUCCUGCGGCUUCUGAGGAAGCACGGCCUGCCACCGGAGCUGCUGACGCAGUUCUACACAGCGGUCAUCGAAUCAGUCCUGUGUUCUUCCAUCAAAGUCUGGUUUGGUGCUGCUACAAAAAAGGACAAACCCCGACUGCGACGGACAAUCAAAACUGCUGAAAGGAUUGUCGGUACCCCCCUACCCACCCUCGAGGACUUGCACACUGCCAGAACUAAGACAAGAGCGUGCAAAAUCCUCUCGGACCCUCCGCAUCCCGGUCACCGGCUCUUCGGCUCCUUCCCUCAGGACGUCACAAGCCGAGCCGCCACUCCAAACGCCAGCGAAGUCGCGGCGGACUCGAGCGAGCCGCUCGACUCGGCUUCGGAGCGAGGCGGAUCGACGACCCCGCCGGCGCGCUCGCCCGAGGGGAACCGCCAGCCAGCGGCGGGAGGAGAAGCAGGAAGUCGCUUCUUGAAGAAGCAGCCGUUUCCGCUCGGCAGCAAAUCGGCCGAGACGUCACUCGUGGACGGCAGUCAGGGGACGACUCGCUUCCUCGGGAAAAAGACAACGGGGUCUCCGGAGGAUCCCGGGCGGGAAUCCGGGCCCAAACCCGCCGAGGCGUCCCUGCUCGAAUGGAGCGAAAGUGUGGACAGCGAUGAAGAGGAGGUGAUGAAGCUCUUGGGAGACCACAACUCGACGAGGUCUUCGUCGAGGAGCAGAACGAGCCUGCCCCGGGGCCGACGACGUACUCGGCUCGACAGAAAUCCAGCGACGAGUGAACCGACGGCCUUUUUCCAGACGUUCGGCCGAAGAAGUCAGAGGUCGGGCUCUCCUCCGCCUCGCCGGCCCUCCGGGGAUGGCCCCCCCUCGUCCCGCUGCGGCCGCGGUAGCCCCCUGCCCGAGAAGGGAGGCCCCUCGCCGUCACGCUCUUCCGCGUCGGCCCCGGAGGAGCUUCUCACGCUGGAAGAACUUUUCCCGCUUCGAUCUGACGCCAGCGAGGCCAGCCAGGUGUCCUCGCACUUGGACUUCCAGCUGAAUGUGAAGUCAUUGGACGAUGUCGGCUCCGCCCCCUCCGGAGACUCAAGCGGCGGCGCGGCGGCGCAGGCGGCGCCCGGCGAGCGCGAGGUCUCGGUCCAGGGGGUCGACUACGAGAGCGACUUUGAGAGCGGCGGCGGGACGGACGCCGACUGCGGCGGACAGGUGUCGGAACACCUGCCGGGGGAUGACGAGGAAGGGGUCGCGUCGUCGAUGCUUUCGUCCGAGGCGAGGACAGACAGCGAGGACGUGAGCGCCCCUACGACGUCGUUGCACAGUCUCACGGCGCGCGCCGGAUCUCUCAGCCGCGCGCCCUCGCAGCCCGCAGCCCGUUUAAAUGACGCGGCGGCGCAGACGGACGCCGACGUGUGGUGGACGCGGGCCGGGGGUCCCGGCGGUGCGGCGGACGCGUUGGCGCUGACUGAGUUGGCGAAGCGGCGGCUGGCCGUCGCGCGCCGCACGGCCCGAAGCGGCCGCGGGAAACGCGACGCCGUCGUGCGCGGCCUCGGCCCGCCCGCCUACACGUACGCCACGCUGAGGCGCACCUUGGAGGUAGUUGCGGGCACACAUUUACUGGCACAAUCUCUCACGCACAUGCACCCGCUCUCUCGUUCAAUCUCACAUUUAACUUACUGUCACACAGUCUCUCCCACGCCUUUACUCACACUCAAUCGCAGACUGUCUCGUCCGCUCUCGCAGAUCAUCCGGCAACAAACGCGGAGGCUCCAAUAUUUUUGCAUUGUGCGACGGCGCGCUUGGCAACCGUCGUUAGCGACUCCUGAUCAUCGAGGUCGUUUUGCCGUCUGUCGUGCGGUGGCGAUAUCGAACACCGCCGGCGCUUCGGCUCCGAUUUCGUUUCCACGUCUGUCGUUGGUUGCAAGCAGCAGCAGACGGCAUCGAAACGGACGGCGGCGGAUCUAAUCUCAGCUGUAGAAUCGUGAGACUGGCUUCAAGUGUACCGAUUUGAUUCCUUUUGUACACAGACUUGCUUGCGUGUCGCUAACGUGAUGAUGUCCGAGUAUUAAAGUCGCAGGGAAGCGCUUUUUGUUGUUUUUCCUAAACGCAGUCAAUAUGUUUCAAGGUCAUUGUAAAAACAUGCAAAGACCGAGAACAAUAUUGUACUGCGUCGCGGAGGGGAAAUUGCUCGGAGACUGCCUCUCCGCAGCCCGCGAAUUGGGAAUUCUCUUCUCCCGCUCAGGACCCGUGAGAGGGGAGGCACUUGUUCCGGGGGGGGCGGGGUUUUCAGAGUAUUCGGUGACACCCCCGCAGCAGCCGCGAGCUGAAAGAAUGUCUCCCUUCUUCGUUUGGAAGCCCGAUUUCACAUACUUUUAAUUCUUUCAUUUAUUUUUCCAGUUGACAUUUUUUCUGUGGUGUGACAUUUACAAAACGUUUUUUUUUUUUUUUUUUUUGCAUCAUACGUGGGACUUUAAAUCUUUGUGUCUUCAACGUGAUGUCAAGUGACUUUCGGCUCAAUAGUUUAAUAAAUAAUGGUGCACCUGCCACCCAUCGAAUGUGAAAUUGCAAAAAUGCUCUGGAAUAAAUUGUGAAAUGCGCAAUCAAGGACGAAUGUGAAACCUCAUUAGGAAUUCUAUUUGAGGAAUGGGAAUAGUUUCCAUUGAAGUUUCAAUGCUUUCAAGAAAUGUGGAAGUUGGAGGUAAAUACAAAUUUGUAAAAAUGUAGGAAUUUGAGUGUGGUGUGGACCCUCAAGAUUACCCCAAGAGAACAGCAAUGACUCAUUCAGGAAGCCGCAAAGGAACUCAGGACAACUUGGAAAGAACUGCAGGCCUCCCUUGCCUCACUUAAGGUCAGAGUUCAGACACAACAAUAAGGACGAGACUGCAGGGCAAAAAUGGCCACCAGGGCAGAGUUCCGAGGACAAAACCAUUGCUGACCAAAAAGAACAUAGAGGCUCGUCUUACUUUUGCAAAAACAUUGAAUGAUUCCCAAGACUUUUGGAAGAAUAUUAUAUGGAGUGACGAGAUGAAAGUUGAUCUUUUUGGAAGCUGUGUCUCUCGUUACAUCUGGCGUAAAUGUAGCACAGCCUUUCAGAAAAAGAACAUCAUACGAACAGUGAAACACGGUGGUGGUAGUAUGAUGGUCUUGGGCUGCUUUGAUACUUCAGAACCUGGACAACUUGCUGUGAUUGAUGGAACCAUGAAUUCUGCUCUUGACCAGAAAAUCCUGAAGGUGAAUGUUCAGCCAUCAGUUUGUGACCUCAAGGUGAAGCGCACUCGGGUUCUGCAGCAGAAUAACGAACUAAAACACACCAGCAAGUCAACUUCUCAAUGGCUUAAACAAACAAAAUGAAGGUUUUGGAGUGGCCUAGUCAAAGUCCAGACUUGAAUCCGAUUGAAAUGCAGUGGCAUGACCUUCAAAAGGCCGUUCAUGCUCGAAACCCUCCAUUUUUGCUGAAUUCAAACAAACAAGAAGAGUGGGCCAAAAUAUCUCCACAGAGAUGGGAAAGACUUAGUGGUGUGAAAGACUCAUUGGCAGUUGUAGGAGACGCUUGAUUUCAGUUGUUGCUGCUGAGGAUGGCCCAACCUGUUCUUGUGUUUCGGGUGCCAUUACUUUUUCACAUACGGCCAGGUAACUUGGAAUCGGUUUUUUCCCUGAACAUUUUAAAACAGGAUUUGAAGUUCACUUGGCUUGAUCUUAAAGAAUAAAGUGGGGAAACUGCAAAAAUAUCUGAAUUUGAGAAGCGGGCCAAUAAUUUUUCACGGCAAAGAAAUGGACUUCUGUACAGUAACUAAGUACUUCAUUUCCAAGUAUUUGUACUUCAAUACUUACAACCACUGAGCGCAACAGCGAGUGUGUGUACAGACCCAUAUUCCGACGGCCAUGACCAGGAGCAGGUAGACGACCACCACCACGAUGUCGGCCGUCUCCAUGGCAACUGGACUGGCCGGCAUCGCCGUGGUAACGGCUAGGAUGGUGUCUGCAAGAGCCAAGGUCAACUUGAAGCAAUGACACGUCCGGCUGGCGUUUUCAAGUCACUCAGUCGGCACUUGUUGCUCCGCUCGCCGUGACGUGGAGUUCUGCUCAAGUCGGCAAUAUUAAACGACCGUUUUGUUUUGUUUAUUAACAUGGACUCUGCAUCAGAUUCUCACCAAUGAUAACAACAUUAACAAUCAUCUUAUCACAACAUAUCAUGAAUGGAUGAAUGAAUAAAGGAAUUAAUAAGUCAACCAAUAAAUGGAUGAACAUAUAAAAGAGUGAAUGGAUCAAUGCUGUGAUUUUCAGGCUCCCUCUAUUGUUAUGCUAAUGAAUCACUGAAUGAAAUACUCUACAUAUAACGCAUACAGCCAGCUUAAACUGUUUACUUUUUAUACAUCCAGUACAGUACUUUUUUUUUUUUUUUUUUUACUUCAAGGACAAUACAGUAUAUUUUUAGAACAGUUCAGUUGUAAUAAAUUGGCCUGUUUGACAAAUUGUAUUGACGUCCAUUUAAAUUUGACCUGCAAUACAUUUUAAAAAAUCAUUUAAGUAAUUUUUGAAAAUUUUCCUAUUUUUAAACAGUUUCAAUGUUUAAACUGUGCAUAAUGUUACAGUAGCUUACAAUUAUAAAUCUACUUCUCGGGAAUACAA